Ostertagia ostertagi is the source of this 657-nucleotide messenger RNA. Lineage: Eukaryota; Metazoa; Nematoda; Chromadorea; Rhabditida; Trichostrongylidae. The record is from the annotation of a GenBank genome assembly.
AUGAUUUUCCUGUAUGUGUGUCUGGGGGUGGUCUCCGCGUCAGUAUUACGGUCAGAACCACGAACGUUGUUGCAUCCAUUAGCGAAUAAACGUUUAACGAUACCAUCAUACUUCAGUUCACACUACGACAAGAGGACUUUGGACUUAGACGACCCAAGGCUGUUCUCAACAGCGUUCGGUAAGAGAAACGGAGUCGUGAUAACAUCGCUCAACCGUCCUCGAUUGAUCAAGCGUUCUCCAUCCUUGGGUACAAAUAUCGGAGUCGCUUACGUGAAACGGGAUGACAUAGAUCCAAGAUUCUUCUCCAACUCAUUUGGGAAACGGUCAGCAGGACUCGACUUAGAAGACCCCAGGUUCGCGUCACUGUCCUUUGGAAAGCGCUCCGACUUCGAUCUUGAUGAUCCUAGAUUCACAUCCAUGUCUUUCGGAAAGCGUAACGUCAUUGAUUUUGAAGAUCCCAGGUUUGCUUCCAUGUCGUUUGGGAAACGCUCCGGAUUCGAUUUGGAGGAUCCCAGAUUUGCUUCCAUGUCGUUCGGAAAACGCUCCGGAUUCGAUUUGGACGAUCCCAGGUUUGCAUCUAUGUCGUUCGGAAAACGCUCAGGCUUCGAUUUGAGAGACCCCAGGUUCUACUCAAUGUCAUUCGGAAAGCGACGAUGA